Molecule: messenger RNA, 234 nt
Organism: Danaus chrysippus (African queen)
Lineage: Eukaryota; Metazoa; Arthropoda; Insecta; Lepidoptera; Nymphalidae
Source: the annotation of a GenBank genome assembly
AUGUCGAGACGUCGAGACGAGGAGCAGCAGCAGGACGGACCGACCCGCUCACCAGACAGACGAUCGUCGAGUAAGAACAGGUUGGACGUUAAGAUGUACGAGGGCUCGAGGACGGGUUGGGACAGGUCUGAACAUGAACCGGGAGUGGGUCAGCACUUACAGCCAGGUCUUACUACAUACACAUAUGGACACCAGCGGCUUUGUUUGAUAACCUUUAGGAGACAGAUUACAUGA